Messenger RNA from Magallana angulata, 2783 nucleotides. RefSeq names its product somatostatin receptor type 2-like. The record is from RefSeq and is a predicted model, not a curated record. Lineage: Eukaryota; Metazoa; Mollusca; Bivalvia; Ostreida; Ostreidae. Gene Ontology annotation, cellular component: plasma membrane. Gene Ontology annotation, molecular function: G protein-coupled receptor activity. The transcript is spliced from 2 exons. Gene Ontology annotation, biological process: G protein-coupled receptor signaling pathway. The coding region runs from base 349 to 1497 and encodes 382 amino acids.
UCACAACCGCUAGCACGUCUCCCUGGUUGGCAUUGUCUUGCAUUCUACACGUUAUAACAGGACCUCUUUCUUUUACACAGCGGAUUUUUUCCAACAUAUUUUGCAAAUUUUUCUUAUUUUGGAUAUUUUUAAUUUUUUAACAGUGAAUUGGAAGCUAUCGUUAACAGAAUUACUAUACAGAUUGUCAUCCAUCUGUGAGAUACAUGUACGCGAUUUAAAAUCAUGCACAGGAGUGACGUGUUUAUCUGUUUUCCCGUAGGUUUUCACACGUGUUGAUAAUAUAUUGGAAGCAGUGUACCUCUCAGGACUUAGAUUGGAUGUCUUGUAAUCUCAACAGGAAUUUCCGCCAUGAAAACGACACAAAGUAUAUAUGAUGCCAUGCUGCAACAGAUGCAAUUUGGAAACCUUUCUAAAAACAUCACACUGAAAUGGCCCCCGCAAGAGCCUUGGGACUACCCUGGGAUCUAUAAAACAGGGAGAUCGUUUUACGCAUAUUUUACUCCCGUUAUUUUAAUCGUGGGAUUUGUUGGGAAUACCCUCUCCUUCAAUGUGUUCAUUUCUAAGGGCAUGCGGAACCUCUCGGCUAGUGUUUACCUCGCGGCGCUGUCUGCGACAGAUCUCGUGACACUGCUUUGUUACGUCAUGGUGGAAUGGUUUCGGCGCGGACUUGUCUACCUAGAUCCCCACUGGAAAGUGAGUUUCGUUGACAUCGACUAUUUGUGCCAGUUUCAGAUGUAUACGUCAUAUGUUUCACGAAUGUCAUCCGUGUGGCUCAUUGUCGCAUUCACGGUAGAGCGUUACAUUGGAGUUUGUCAUCCGCUGCGGCGCAUUGAUAUCUGCUCUGUAAGUAGUGCUCGUAAAAUUGUAGUGUUCAUUUACUUGUCCUCCCUCUCUCUCGUGCUCUACAAACCGUUCCUCACAGGUGUGUUUGUCAGUGCAACAGGGGAAAAGUACUGCACGACCUACCCCAGCAACAGUUUUGUCUCGUUUGUCUUGGACAGCGUUUACGGACUGUUGAUCACUUUCGUACCGUUAACUAUUAUCUCCUUGAUGAACUUCCUAAUCAUCAACAAACUUUUCGCCAGGAAGAGGAAGCAGAAGAAAAGUCGGAUUCUGUCGGAGGAGGCGCUGAUACGUUUGGAGUUCACCUCCAUCCUGCUGGUCAUUUCUUUCUGUUUUGUGAUUUUUAACAUUCCAUUUUUGGUCAUGUGGAUCCGUAAUUUCUUUUAUUCCAAACACGUGACGAACAUUUCCACGAACGACUCGAUGUAUGAUGUGGAGUCGUGGCAAGGGGUGUUGUACAUCACGCGGACAAUUUUCUACGCGAACUACUGCAUUAACUUUUUCCUUUACAGUAUUACAGGCGCCUACUUUAGGCGCGGACUUAAGGGCAUGUUUUGCAGGGAUUCGGAAGGAUUUCUACGAUCUCACAACACAUUGAUGAGAUAUAACUCGCAUAACUCCCAUAAUUCCCACACUACGCACUCCUGGGUUUAGGCGAAUUUUUGUUCUUCUCGUCAAUGAAAAGAUCGUUGUACAACGAUUAGAAUUCACCCAAUCGAGCAAAAAAGCCAAUUUCUAGUGAUAUUUCAAACAACCAAUCUUAUGUAAUUGUACACUUUAUUAAAGGGACAUAGACACGAUUUUUUUUUACUUAGUUUUAUAUAUUAUUUUUAUGUUAUAUUUUACUUGUACUAUUUACAUUGCUUUAGAAAUGUAUUUCUAUUGAUCAAAUUAAAUUUGAGAGUCCCCCUUAGAGUUAUAUGCAAGAUACAGGCUCACAAUUCUUUGUCAUGUAAACAAGGCUCGCGCCCUGUUUUUGCUUACAGAGGUUCAAUAUACCAGAAAAAAAUAAUUUUCCAGCUUAUUUUUCUAUCUUUUUAUUUACUUUAAGCAAAGAUAAACAGUUCCUAACGUUUAAUACAUUCGUUUUAGGUUUAAAACUGAAAUUUUUACUUCUACGUUCAAAAUGUAAACAAACGCUUUGUUAACAUAACGAAGAUAUUCCAGCUCUGUAACUCGCUUAUAACUCAACAAAUGAAACUCAAAUUUCGGUUGCCUAUUAAAAAUACCUUUCUGAAGCAUUGUAAAUAUUAAAAUCGGAAAAAUAAUUUUUGACCAAAAUCAUGAACAUGCCCCUUUAAUAAUUGUUCGAAAUGUUUGAAAUUUUUAUUUUUUUGCUUUUAUUUAAUUCUUUAAUUCGUAAAUGCUUUUUGUGAAUUUCUAUCUUGGGAAAAUUAUGAUUGUGUUAUAAUAUUCAAUAUAGUUAUCAUUGGUUACUGUUUUAUCUUCUGUUGUUUUCUGUUUUAUUGUUUUAAGAAACUUGUUUCCAUUAUUGUGUUUUAAUACCCGAGCUUGUCGAUAGUAAAAAGUCUCUGUUUCGUCAAAUUUUUGUGAAAUUUUAAAUCGGAAAGGUAACUUUACUUGGCCCUCUAUUCUGAGUAACUCACCUUCAUUUUCAUUUAAGAGGAAUGGGUCAAGGGUCUGAAAGAUCUGAGAUUCAAAACUUAUGAAUUACAAGACGUUAGAUCUACAAGAGGAGCGGAUCAAAAGUUCAUAUCGAUUCUCAACCUCUAAAUCAAGAAAAAUGUUAAUUUAAAAAGUUUUAUAAGAUUUAAAAUUAGUCCAUAUGCAAAGUUGUAUGAAAUGCAUUGUUAAAUUAUGCAUAAAAGUCAGGAGAUUGCGUCAACUGACAAGUUAUGCUGACACUUCUGUUGAAAUAUGUACCAGCUUUAAUUCUUUUAUUUUGUUAUACAUGUAAUUUGUACAAAAAUAAACUAUGA